Molecule: messenger RNA, 972 nt
Organism: Penicillium cataractarum
Lineage: Eukaryota; Fungi; Ascomycota; Eurotiomycetes; Eurotiales; Aspergillaceae
Exons: 2
Coding region: 1-972 (323 amino acids)
Source: RefSeq, a predicted model, not a curated record
AUGGACCUUCCUGCCCCGACAUUCUCUUUUCACCUUCCCUCGGUCCAUGAUGAUUGCCAGCUGGAAUGUCGACUGUAUCUCCCGCGCCAGCACCAAAAUAUAGAAUCGGCAUCAAACUCUUCCAUUCGAGGUGCCAUUGUCGCCCAUCCUUACGCGCCGCUCGGUGGGUGCUAUGAUGAUCCCAUUGUAGCGUUUGUCGGUGGGGAGCUUUUACAAGCAGGGUAUAUCGUGGUGACAUUCAACUUCCGAGGAGCUGGAAGUUCUGAAGGGCGGACCAGCUGGACUGGGAAGCCCGAACUGGGAGACUAUGUAUCCGUGUAUGGGUUCAUGCUGAAUUAUCUACAAGAGUUGCAUUCAACACUCGCAUCCAGUCAGAAUAUCGCCCCCAGCGAGGCCAUCCACCUCGUAAUCGGUGGAUAUUCAUUCGGGUCCCUAAUCGCCUCGCAUGUCCCAACCCUCGAUGUCAUGCUCGACCUAUUCUGCAACGGCCCAACAACCCCGACAACACCGAUCUACACGAUUAUCCAAGCAGCCCGAAAGAUCGCUACGCAGUCCACACAGCAUCUACCCCCAGCCAAGCAGAAUCCGGAAACCAACCAGGCUGACCAACCCGCGCCCCGCGCGGCGACUACGAUCUCCUACCUCCUCGUGUCACCGUUGCUGCCACCCGUGAGCCAGCUUCUGACUGCUUUCUCCGCCCUAUCAGUAAACGUGGGGGGCAAAGCGUCAGCUCAGGCCCGACCCGCCGGUCGACCAACCGACCAGCUGAGUGCGCACCGGACGCUGGCGCUAUUUGGGGAUCAGGAUACUUUUACGUCUGCCCGGAAAUUGCAGCGGUGGUCAGCCGAGAUAGGCCGCAUGCCGCAGACCGGAUUCCGGGGAUGCGAGAUUGAGGGCGCGGGGCAUUUUUGGCGGGAGAAUGGGGUGGAGACUCGGGCGAGACGGACUUUACAAGAAUGGCUUCGAUCUUGA